AUGAGGCUUUAUCUCCUCUUCAUCCUGACUGCUAUUACUCUACAACCCGGACACUGCACUCAAUACAACUGUUCUUCUAUUUAUAACAGAAUUCCUGACAACAGCGAUAUGACUGUGGAUUGCGGUCCUAAUGUGAUAACCCUGGAAGUGAACCUGUGUACUGCUCAGUGGGCCGGUUUUAACUCCAGCAGUCUGGCCAUGAACGGCCAGCACAACAACAGCUUGUGUCUGGGUACUGUGGACACCAGCGUGAACCCGCCUGUUGUCAGAUACCAACUGCCCGUCAAUAGCAGCCAAGAGAACCCCUGCCGACAGUCAAUGCAGAUUGUGGAUGAAGCACCAGUGUCAGACGUUUUCAGCUCGUUUUCCAGCAUCCAGUGGGUCAUAGUCACCGGAUUCAUAGACACCCCUCGGUCCUCUGGGGGAGUCAUUAGCUACUCCACAGACCUGUAUUACCACUUCUCCUGUCGCUAUCCUCUGGAGUAUUUCAUCAACAACACCCAAAUAGUGGCGUCUUCCGUCUCUGUGGCGACAAAUGGGAAUAACGGAACUUUUAUCAACACCCUUAGCAUGAAUGUUUACAAUGACACAGACUAUGGUCAUCCUCUGAUUGUCCCUGAUGCAGGUCUUUCUCUGCGCACUAAUGUGUAUGUGGAAGUAAAGGCCACAAACCUCACUGGAACUUUUCAUGUGCUUCUCGAUCAUUGUUUUGCCACCCCGUCACCGUACAACGCAUCAGGCGGCGAGCAGCACGAUUUCUUCAUCGGGUGCAACGUCGAUUCGAGGACCACCGUGAUGCAAAACGGCAUAGACAUGAAAUCGCGGUUCUUUUUCGAAACGUUUCGCUUCAUGGAACACUAUCAGCAACAGAAGUCCACCAUCUACCUGCACUGCAUUGUGAGGCUUUGUGAACCCAACAAAUGUCAGGAACUUCUAAAUGUGUGCAGCGGCAAUUCCAGAAGGAGGCGGGACGUCCCAGAGCCUUUUGGGACAGAGUCCAUGGACUCCACCACAAUCUCUGUGGGACCCAUCUACACAAGAGAUACUGGUGCACUGGAACAGUCGCAAGCAUCCGCAUACGGUUCUGAUGACCAGCAAACGGAGGACGGUAAAAAACGGGUGGCAGUGGGAGUGGUUGUCGGUGGAGGGGCCACUGCUCUGGUGGUAACGGGAGGCUGGUUUGCAGCUAAAAAACUCUACUGGGGGGGAACUGGACUCCGUGCCUUUCACUGAAAGUGUGUCAUGCAUAACCAGCAGCUGUGCACUGUGCAUUGCUGGAAAGCGAGGGUACAGGACCAGACUGUGAAUGCUAUCUCUCCAUGCAAAGACACUGACUCGACCAAAACAUAUACCUCAACCAGUCAGAACCAGUUAAUCAAAUGCAUGUUUCAGGUGAAUC
Molecule: messenger RNA, 1399 nt
Organism: Chanos chanos (milkfish)
Lineage: Eukaryota; Metazoa; Chordata; Actinopteri; Gonorynchiformes; Chanidae
Product: zona pellucida-like domain-containing protein 1
Exons: 10
Coding region: 1-1233 (410 amino acids)
Source: RefSeq, a predicted model, not a curated record